UAUAUUUACAUAUAUUCACCGUGCAUGUAGCAGAGCGCAUAAGAAAUAAGUACAACAAAAAAUAAUAAGUAUAUGCACAAAAAAAGUAAAAACGUAAAAUCUUUUGCGUAGUUUAUUUGCUCGGGUCGUUCGUUUGCUUCACUUGAACUCGUAUCUUCGUCGCGCUGGAUGUCUUGUGCGGGCGCAGUACUGACUGGCUUAUUUGCUGCUGCCGAUGUUUUGACCAGGACAAGAAAUGCCCUGGCUGUCGCGACACUGUCGUUCGCCUGUUCCGUCGUCCCGUCCCCUAACCACCCAGCAGCACUAACCGUAGCCGUAGUGAGCCGAGACACCAAAUAAUAACACAGUUACACAGCGCACAGUACCAGACCGCGAUUAGCCCGACUAUCACGCAGUUCAACUGCAGCUCAGCUCAGUUGAGGAGAACUGAAUCUUGUAACAAUAACAGGAACGUGUGUGCAUACAUCAGAUUGUGAUUGAAACGAAAAACACUAGAAUAAAAUAAACCAAACCCCGUUUAGUACCCGAGAUACUUAUACGCAAUUGGUCUCCCAUUGCACUGGGAAGUUGUGAGAAAAUUCUACGAUAACGUGAUAACAUUGAGGAAUAUCCAAAAUAAAAUUCAACAAAACUGCAGUACGUAAAACUAACAUUUCACAAGUGUGUGUUUGGGUGUGUGUGUGUGUGUGUCUGUGUUUGGUAACCAAUUCAAUCCAAUCUAUUAAAUACAGUGCAUUUAUGUAUAAAUUAAUAUAAUGCUCAGCUGAGAGUGUGCAUAAAAAACUAAAGAUAUACAUAUACAUAUACGUAUAAGCACAUAUAUGUACAUAAGUAUAAAACCAUUGCACAGACGCAACGCGAAGCGAACGUGAGUCUUGGAAUAUUGCAAACACAAAACAAAAAAUAAAUAAAUAACGAGGAACCAGUUUCACCUUGAGCACACACAUUCACAUUCACAAUCAAAGAAGACAGAGCAAAGUAUCUGUGUGUGCGCGAGUAUAUUGUUAAAUGAAACAGCACGAUCGGGCAGGCGACUACGAAUACAUAAUCGUACAUAAGUUACAUGCAUAAACAUGCACAGCACAGGGUAAUGUGCGGUUAAAAUGCUAACCGCUCUAUUUAAUAAUACCCGAUAAAAUUGGAAGAGCCGAACCUUAUCACCAGCUAUACAGUUCCAGCUACAUCAACAUCUCCAUCUACAGCUACGACGAGUGCACACAAACAAACCAAUCCAAAACCAAAACCAAUACCAAUACCACUGCCAGCCAGACCCACAAAUAUGUAUCUACUACUGCGAAUGCUGCUGCAGAUCUAGACGAACGCACUCGGAAAACUAACUGUGCGAUGCACCCCACUAACACAGCGCCCCACACGCUGCAAAUUUGAGAUACAAGUGGAAAGAUGAUAGCUGAGCCAACUCAGGGAACUCUUGAUACCAACACCAACACCGAUACGGAUACCGAUUCGCUUACCAACGGGCCUGCUAUUAGUAUUGCAACCACCCCAAUAAACCCAGCCCCAACUCAACCGAUACGGAUACGGAUACGGACACCAACAAGUAAAACACAAAGCGAGCAAGCUAUUACUCAUUCGACGACGGCUGUGGCUGGGACUCUGCCUGUGCCUGUGCCCUCGCCUGUUGCUGCAGCUGCAGCUGCACCGAACCCCCCCACACCCACAUCCACAUCCAGAUCCAGAUCCAGAUCCAGCAUGGACAACGAAAGAUCUCCAGCACAGGGCACUCCCAAAAUGACAGUCAUAGUCCUCGACGCAGAUGUGGUAUUUGGUUCGGCACGGGUGCCUGUCAAUUCCAGUACCCCGUAUUCAGAUGCAACUCAAACGAAGAAACAUUCUCCCGGCCAUAUCAAGAGACCCAUGAAUGCAUUCAUGGUGUGGAGUCAAAUGGAGCGUCGGAAGAUUUGUGAGCGAACGCCAGACUUGCAUAACGCCGAGAUAUCCAAAGAAUUGGGUAGACGAUGGCAGCUCCUGAGCAAAGAAGACAAGCAGCCCUACAUAGCCGAGGCAGAGAAGCUCAGGAAGCUGCACUUGAUCGAGUAUCCUAACUACAAGUACAAGCCACAAAAGAAGCAGUCGAGAUCUCCGGGAGCGCUAAAGCAGAAUCAGGAUGCGGAUGGAAGCGAAGUUAAAAAUGACACACAGAAUAGCACUUUGUCCACUAUUGCAAUUAAUGGAACCCCCACUGCCGGCCGGAAAAGCAAAAGAUCUACCUCUACAUGUCAAACUGGUUCAGUUUCGAAACGUAUAAGAAAUAAUGACACGGGUGAUACUUCGAAACCUAAAUACAAUGUAAAUGUAAAAGCUCCGAUAGAGCAACAGCACAAUAAUGCCGUUGAUAUUAUGUUACCAUCAACCGAUAAUCUUUUAAGCUAUCAAUCAUCUGAAUAUUUACCUCUGAACACGAAUAGCAAUGCUGAUUGCGAUCUAAAACUACACUCAGACCUAAAUGCAGGUCAAAUGGAAAAUCUUUCCCCCAAUCCACGAGAGAAUUUAACCGACGAUGUUUACAAGUAUUACUCAUUUUUCGCAAACUCCACCGACAACGAGGACUCCCAGUUGGAGGUGAACUCUUCGUCCAAUAGCCACCACAAUCAAUCGGAUCCAGCCGCAGGGCUGAUGGAGAAUCUAUCCGAUAUAGGUCCGCUGAAUGCCACGGAGGAGUUCUCCGAAGAUGUCCAGAAGUAUUUGCCAUUCUGUGACGAAUCCUUGUUAGAUGUGAACUCUGUCAACAACAAUGGAACCAACAACAGUUCCCAUACGAACUUCUCGGAUUGCCACAAUAUUAUUGAAGACAACAUUUUAAAUGAUGCCAACUUGCAUUCGGCCAGCCAUCAAAUACCUCCGUAUGUGCCUGACACUCCCGAGUGUUUUGUGGAAGACUGCGCUGGUGGCGACAACUCGUCCUCCCAUCAAGUUCAACCGCAAACUGUUACGAUGAACAUCGAGAUACACAACAGCACUCGUCUAUAUGGGGGAGGGGGAGAUGGCGGGCAUACAUUCCAAAAUGACGAUUUCAAUCCGAUUCCGACGGCGGCUGAAGACAGCGAGUGCAGCAUACUGACCGCCUCACAUUCGCCCCAAUUCGUCUUCAGCAGCAUAAGUAAUAGUUUCGUUGAAUCAGAUGCUAUGGGUUCACACCCAUGUACAUAUAUAACCCAAGACUACACCGGAAACGUAAUUGAAACAAACAAUGAUCUCAACUACACCGCACAUGAUAACAACGGAGCUCUCCUAGCUUACACAUCUGAGGAUUUACCCCUUCAGCCUACUGGUAGUCAUUUAGAGUUUAACACUAACAAAUAUGAGUUUGAAAGUUAUUAUAAAAUGUGAGAAAUACCUUUAAGUUUUGUGUAAUUUAUAACUAAUAUAAUUAUACGUUUGUAAUUUUACACCAAAUUAU
Molecule: messenger RNA, 3418 nt
Organism: Drosophila persimilis
Lineage: Eukaryota; Metazoa; Arthropoda; Insecta; Diptera; Drosophilidae
Gene: Sox14
Product: putative transcription factor SOX-14
Exons: 2
Coding region: 1402-3348 (648 amino acids)
Biological process (GO): anatomical structure morphogenesis; positive regulation of transcription by RNA polymerase II; cell differentiation
Molecular function (GO): RNA polymerase II cis-regulatory region sequence-specific DNA binding; DNA-binding transcription factor activity, RNA polymerase II-specific
Source: RefSeq, a predicted model, not a curated record